AUGCACCGAAAUAAAUUCCAGGAAUGUCUUACGGCAUUACACGCUGGUACUGUAGUUCCACAUAUACAGCACAAGGGUAUGCAGAGUGCUUGGGGAUCGCCUCUUGAGAGAGAUAUCGUUGAAGCAGUCGUUAAACUAUUGAAGGAAACUUCGGGCAAUCUCGAAGGAACCGAAAACGAGGGUAAACGUCCGAAAUGGUUAAGGCAACUGGAAGGGGGUCACAGUUUGGGUCGGGAUAUAGAUCGCAUGGCCGAUGAACGUCGAAUGCUGAGCAGAUUCGGUGUUUGGCUUAUGGCUACUCUUUGUCCGCCCGUUCCUGAAGCACGUCCGGUUAGAAAAGUCUUGUUGAAU
Molecule: messenger RNA, 351 nt
Organism: Anisakis simplex (herring worm)
Lineage: Eukaryota; Metazoa; Nematoda; Chromadorea; Rhabditida; Anisakidae
Source: the annotation of a GenBank genome assembly